Molecule: messenger RNA, 1098 nt
Organism: Oryza brachyantha (malo sina)
Lineage: Eukaryota; Viridiplantae; Streptophyta; Magnoliopsida; Poales; Poaceae
Product: 1,2-dihydroxy-3-keto-5-methylthiopentene dioxygenase 2
Exons: 7
Coding region: 162-758 (198 amino acids)
Molecular function (GO): acireductone dioxygenase [iron(II)-requiring] activity
Source: RefSeq, a predicted model, not a curated record
UCGCGGGCCGUGUCAGCAAAAUUCUCUAAUUGCGUUAGCCUGAAGCUGUUCGUGUGACCCUUCUCUUCAGCUUCCACUCUUCCAGGCUAUCAGGAAUCGGGAGGGUUCCAACUUCCAAAUAGUGGGAAGGCAACGCAGGGGCGGCGUGUGAGGUUCCGGACAUGGAGAACCAGUUCCAGGAUGGCAAAGAGGAGGUCAUCCAAGCUUGGUACAUGGAUGACAGUGAAGAGGACCAGAGGCUUCCUCAUCAUCGUGAGCCCAAGGAAUUCAUUCCUCUUAGCAAACUUUCAGAGUUAGGAAUAUUAAGCUGGCGCCUGAAUGCUGAUGACUGGGAGAAUGAUGAGAACCUCAAGAAAAUCCGUGAGGCCAGGGGAUACUCUUACAUGGACAUUUGUGAUGUGUGUCCAGAAAAGCUGCCAAACUACGAGGCUAAGCUGAAGAAUUUCUUCGAAGAACACUUGCAUACUGAUGAAGAGAUACGCUAUUGUCUUGAGGGAAGUGGAUAUUUUGAUGUGAGGGACCAAAAUGAUCAAUGGAUCCGUGUUGCAGUGAAGAAAGGGGGCAUGAUUGUUUUGCCUGCAGGAAUGUAUCACCGCUUCACACUGGACAGUGAGAACUACAUCAAGGCAAUGCGUCUCUUUGUGGGAGAGCCUGUUUGGACACCAUACAAUCGUCCCCAUGACCACCUGCCUGCUAGAAAGGAGUACGUCGAAAAAAUUAUCAACAGAGGUGGAACUCAAGCUGUCGCAGCUCGCUGAAGGCAUUUCAACAUGUGCUUACAAGUUGAAUAUUCUGUUUCACACCACAGAUACUAAAUAAGAUGUGCUGCUGUUAGCUGUUGCACUGGUCUCCUGCCGACAUAUUUGCAUCAUUUGGCAGUAGUUUGCACAAACCUGCUUAAAAUCUUCCUGAAAAUCUGCAUGUCACCCUGUCAGCUGUUUAUAUACAAUAAUGGCAUUUCAGUCCACAGUCAGCAAGGGACCAAUGACAAAUGAUUGCGCUCAUGGUGUGCACAUUUGUGAUGAAACCAACAAUGAGUCAAUGAUUAAAACCGGCUGUCUGAAUCUCUAAAUUGUUUUUUCAGCACAAUGAUUGCGU